Molecule: messenger RNA, 969 nt
Organism: Babesia microti strain RI
Lineage: Eukaryota; Apicomplexa; Aconoidasida; Piroplasmida; Babesiidae
Product: large subunit ribosomal protein L3
Exons: 1
Coding region: 1-969 (322 amino acids)
Biological process (GO): translation
Cellular component (GO): mitochondrial large ribosomal subunit; ribosome
Molecular function (GO): structural constituent of ribosome
Source: RefSeq, a predicted model, not a curated record
AUGCGCGUCCACCAACAUGUAUACAAUGGAGUUGGUUUAGGAAAACUCUCCUAUUCCGAUCGAUGGAUCAAGAGGUUGGAAAGAUUCGGUGAGAAGGCUAAGUAUCCACCGCCACCAAAAAUUCCAGAGACACAAAUAUACACUCAAGAUGAUAUAAAGGGACUAAAACCAAUAAAUCCAGUUUGGAACACCAGGCGUUGUGGCGUGCUAGCUUACAAGUUGGGUUGCAUGUCUCUUUGGGAUGAUUGGGGGGAAAGACACGCAGUUACUGUAUGCCAAAUUGACAGAUGUGUCGUUUUGGAACGGCGAACAAUAGCUACUCAUGGCUAUGAGGCAGUACAGUUGGGAAUUGGCUAUGGACCAGUGUCUAAACAGACUAAGAACAAUUUGGGCAGAUAUAUCAAAUUAAAUGUGGGCGCAAAGCACAUUGUUAAUGAAUUUAAGUGUUCUUCAGACUGUCUAUUACCUGAAGGACAUUAUAUGAGCGCAAAUCACUUCACACCUGGACAGUGGGUUUUUGUUAGCGGAUUUAGUAAACCAAAGGGGUUUAAGGGUGCAAUGAGACGUUGGGGUUUUGGUGGUCAAAAUGCUAGCCAUGGCACCGAAUCCAAGGCGCAUUCAGCACCUGGGUCUAUUUCACAAGGUAAAAGCGUUCACAUUGUAUGGAAGAAUACCAAAAUGGGUGGACAUGUGGGCCUCGAACCACGUGUCAAUAAUUGCAGAGUCUUCCGCAUUGAAACUCACAGAAAUUUAUUGUUUCUAAAGGGUGUAGUACCUGGUUAUGUUGGUUCAGUUGUAAAGAUUAAGGAUGCAUUGGGCAAAACAUGGCCCAGGAAUAAGGGGCUGCAUAUUCACUAUCCCACCUUCAUACCCCAUCCAGGUAGGCCCUACCCGGUUACGGUACAGGAAAAACCACCGGAGAAGGAUCCUUUCCUGUUUGAUGAAUUGCCGAUGUAUGAUAAAACGUAG